This is a messenger RNA of Phytophthora sojae, 204 nucleotides long. RefSeq lists its product as hypothetical. NCBI's taxonomy places the organism in Eukaryota, Oomycota, Peronosporomycetes, Peronosporales, Peronosporaceae. The record is from RefSeq and is a predicted model, not a curated record. The annotation marks the transcript as partial. The transcript is spliced from 2 exons.
GGUGUUGACAGUCACGACCAGUUACGCCUGCAAAGGUACGUAGUCAUGCGACCGAAGAAAUACUACAAGACUGUUUUCUACGGGCUUCUCGACAUAGCUGUUAUUAACGCUUUUAUCACCCACCGUGAGUACGCGAAGUCGGUGGGGGGAAAACCUCUUUCACACGCGGAUUUUCUCAUUCAGCUACACGAGGAGCUACUCGCU